This is a messenger RNA of Acaulospora morrowiae, 289 nucleotides long. Lineage: Eukaryota; Fungi; Glomeromycota; Glomeromycetes; Diversisporales; Acaulosporaceae. The record is from the annotation of a GenBank genome assembly.
AUGGGUAACAUUGUUAAGCAAAAAAUCCACCAACCAGAUUUACGUCAACGAUUCAUGUCUGUCACUGUCAGGACUGGUUGUGAGACAUUACCAUUAUGGAUUAUAAGGAUCUUAUUCUAUAUGUCGGGUGUAUAUGAACAGAUGAUCAAUGGUCUGUUUUUCGGCAAGUUGAGAAACCAGUGGUGCCGUUCGGUGUCUGGUUCUGAAUGGAAGGGCUAUUUGAUUGGUGAGAAUGCGGGAACAGCGGAAAUUGGUGAAGAUGCAGAUAUAGUGAUCAUUUAUGCUCACG